This is a messenger RNA of Apus apus (common swift), 852 nucleotides long. Its product is annotated as regulator of cell cycle RGCC-like. Bases 130 to 432 code for a protein of 100 amino acids. NCBI's taxonomy places the organism in Eukaryota, Metazoa, Chordata, Aves, Apodiformes, Apodidae. The transcript has 5 exons. Gene Ontology annotation, molecular function: protein kinase binding; protein kinase activator activity. The record is from RefSeq and is a predicted model, not a curated record. Gene Ontology annotation, cellular component: cytoplasm. Gene Ontology annotation, biological process: regulation of cell cycle.
CGCCGGCCCCGCCCCACGCGGGUAAAACGCCCGCGCGGGCGGGACCCGCUGCUGCCGCCGCCCGGAGCCGCCGCUCUCCACCUGGUCCGCACCCCAGCCCCACCCUCUGGUGCCUCCUCUCCCCCAGCAAUGGCUGAUGAGCUCAGCGACCUGCUGCAGGAGUUCGACCAGGUGAUGGAGGACUUGGAGAGAGGCCCUGCCUGCCAGUACCAGCAGCACCUGGAGGAGCUGAAGAGGAGAGCAGGACCCAGCGUGUAUGACAGUGGCAUCGAGGAGCUGGAGAGUAUCAGCACGUCCCCAGGAAGCAGCCUCAACUGCAGUGAGGAGGACCUCAACACCCCCACCGUUUACCCCCCCAAAGCAAAGCUUGGGGACACGCAGGAGCUGGAGGAGUUCAUUGCAGACCUGGACAAAGCACUGGAGGAGAUGUGAGAUGUGGUUCUGGCAGCCAGUGUGGAGAGCAGGACCCGCAGCAGAUGCCUCCCUGAUGCACCUUCUGCUUCCACACCUGGUGAGGGCACCAGGCUCUGCCUCACCAGGGGGGCUAGCGGCAACUGAUGGGUCGGGGAGGGGGGGGGGUUGUUUCUAUGUCACUGCUGAAGCCAGAGGAGAAACCCUGGGUGAUUUUAGGGAAGCUCUGCUUGCAGCACAUCCCUGAGAGCUCAGUGUCCCCUCUGGGGUCAGGAAAGCUUGUUCCCAUGCUUGGCUUUGCAGGGGUAGCCCCAAAUAAGGCCCCUGCCUGCCCCCCCCCCAGUGCCUCUGCCCUGGCUGCUGCUGCUUGUAAAUACUGUAAAAAGGCUGUUUUGUGCUGUACAGACAGGAUGUAUUUUUAUUAACAGGAUUUGAAAUCUC